AUGGAUCAAGGCGGCAUUGUCCAGCCUCACAUGAAGAAGAGGCCACAAUCGAGAGGAUCAACAGCCUCAGCUACAACGCAACCAGGACUUGACCACCAGGGACUCGCAGAUGCGCAAGAUCUCUACUCAGCGCAGUGGGUAAACAACGAUCAGAGGCAUCCGAAACCUCUCGCACCAGCUCCACGCAUCUCUCCCGACGGCAUGAUGAUGCAGGCUGCAACGCAAAUGCAGGGCAUUCGUGACUACACGAUGCAGUCCGCGACGCAUGCCCCGGUCAAUCAUGCGAUGUCAUUCCACCGACAGUCGCUUUCCGGCCACUCGCAACCCAUGGACAGCAUGAUGAACAACAGCUUCACGGAGGACAGUCAAAUGCUUGACCGCGACGAUAAUGAUGAGGGUGACUCGCUUGCUGGUGCCUUAGGCAUUGCAAAGUCGACGUCUGCUAAGUCAAGCGCCAACAACGAGCUUGAGAUGCGCCAUCUGUUCGGUGCCAACAGGCACCGUAAGCUUCAAGAAGUGGCUCAGGAGCUGCAUGGAAACGAGAGGGGCCCCAACUCUGAACGGACGAGGCAGGUUUUCGCCAUGUUGUGGAUCAAUUCGGUCUGUUCGAAGGGCAAGGGAUCAGUUCCUCGCGGUCGAGUUUACGCCAACUACGCGUCGCGAUGCGCGACAGAAAGGAUCACAGUUCUCAACCCAGCAAGUUUCGGCAAACUCGUCCGAGUCUUAUUCCCAGGACUGAAGACCAGGCGGUUGGGCGUUCGAGGCGAGUCCAAGUAUCAUUACGUGAACUUCGCGCUUGUCGACGACCAACCAGAAAUUCGUGAGCCAGAAGCACCACUUCCCCUUGCUCCGGCUGUCGCAAGCUUCUCCCGCAGCAAUAGCAUCGCUCCCAAUAAGCCGGCAGCUGCUUCCUUCGCCAAAGAUAGCCAAGCGCCAUCCGACUCUAUGCCUCGUGCAAAAAGCCCGGCUUCACUUAUAUCAGGUCACUCCCGAUCCCACAGCUUCUAUAGCAUGCCAAGUAUCACUUCUGCAGACCAGCUCCACACGACCACCAGCAAAACUUCACUCGAACUUAGCUUUCCUUCCGAGCUGGAGGAGGCCAUGUUCAACCAGUCAGAGGCCAUCGCACUACCACGGAUCGAGCCAUUUCUUCCGCAAGGAACAGAUCCUGACGCUGCAAAGAGUCUUUCGGCUCUCUACCGCUCCCACUGCACUUCGCUUGUCGAAUGCGUGCGCUACUGCAAGGAAAAGACGUUUUUCCACCUCUACACAUCAUUCCAAGGCACACUCACAAUGCCCGUGCAAAAGCUUCUGGGUAAUGCCAGCGUCGCUCCUUGGAUCGAAGAAUGUGACUUUAUAUUGUAUCAGCGAAUGAUGCAGAUUGUCUCGGGCUUGACACUCCAGGUUGUUCCCAAACCUGUUCUGGACACAUUACGAAGUAUAUCUACGCGUUUGGUGCCCCACAUCCGUGAAGCCUUCCAAGGACAGCCACUCCAUGUCAUCCGCGCCAAAGAAGCGCCUGCAACAGUCUUUGCAGCACUGCUCGACCGCGCGCUCAAGGUCAACCUGACAGCUCAUGCUGCAGCCAACAUGCUUUCCAACCCGGCCAAUCGAGAUCAGAUGUAUCUGGACUGGAUCACUAUGGUUCCCGUCCGCAAGUGGCGGAAUCAAUCCCAACGCGCGGGAUGGACGACUUCGUCAACCUUGUGGUUUCUGAGAUUAGGGAUCUGCUUGAUCCACAGAGCGUUCCAUGGGAAGUCGAGUGCUUGA
Verticillium alfalfae VaMs.102 is the source of this 1770-nucleotide messenger RNA. Its product is annotated as sak1. Gene Ontology annotation, molecular function: RNA polymerase II cis-regulatory region sequence-specific DNA binding; DNA-binding transcription factor activity, RNA polymerase II-specific. The transcript is spliced from 2 exons. Bases 1 to 1770 code for a protein of 589 amino acids. NCBI's taxonomy places the organism in Eukaryota, Fungi, Ascomycota, Sordariomycetes, Glomerellales, Plectosphaerellaceae. Gene Ontology annotation, biological process: regulation of transcription by RNA polymerase II. The record is from RefSeq and is a predicted model, not a curated record.